This is a messenger RNA of Alternaria alternata, 1398 nucleotides long. RefSeq lists its product as hypothetical. The record is from RefSeq and is a predicted model, not a curated record. The coding region runs from base 181 to 1128 and encodes 315 amino acids. The transcript is spliced from 2 exons. NCBI's taxonomy places the organism in Eukaryota, Fungi, Ascomycota, Dothideomycetes, Pleosporales, Pleosporaceae.
UAGCUGUCUAGCGCCACUCUUUCUUUAACGUCCGUCUGUUUGCGCGCGUAUCUGCGAUUCUGCGAUUUCAGUCUGCGACACUAUAGCACAAUUCCGACGAUUCCGCGCAUGCUGGCCUGACGCGACCACGCUCUUUGUAGACACGAUACCGAAGAGAAGUAAGAGGCAAGAACAGGAACCAUGACGUUCAAUUGCUCUACCGUCCCCGAGACGACAAACACAGAUGCUGGAGUAGCAGGCGCAGGCACGCUUCUAUCCUUUAUAAUAACAAACAUGCUCUCCAUCCUCCUCUCAGCCGCCAUAAUCCUCCUCGGCCUCCGCAAAUCCACUUCCGCGCCCAUAUCCCGCAAACUCCUCCAAUCCUUCUCCGACCAGCAAAUCCUAACCGGAAUCGGCAUCCAAUCCGUCGGCCUCGCAAAGAUGAAAACCAUGGUGCCAUACCACUUCUUCAUCAUCUGGCUCCUCUCGCUGCUAUCCACCGCUACGAACCUCGCCACUUUACUCGCUCUGGUAAACGACUUCAAGAGAGACUGGGUACUCCGAUGGAUCAGGCAGCUUCUGAUGCUCAUCAACAUGUUCCUGGGGAUAUUAUCUGGCAUCUUUAUCCUGCAAACUGUAAUGAAGAACAUGGAACCCAGGCUGCCGAUUGCCUGUGUGUGGCAAGUGGAAAGCAAAGGCACAAGCUCCAACGCCGCCCUCUCAAUCGCAGGCACUAUUGCCGUAAUCGCCGGCCAAGUCCUCACUUUUGGCUUCGCAACUUGGUACUUGCACAACCGCUCAAACCCAAAGUGGCUCAAGACUGUCCAAGUCAUCGGCCUCUUUGCCUGUCUCGCCAUGGGCGUCGGCGCUACGAUUCGCGUCGUCUUGGAAUCUCAGGCUUUUGGUACACCGCCGAAAUCUGUGCAUUUGGUUGGUCCGUCAGAAGGCAACUGGAGUUUUGGUCAACUGCUGCCAUUGUUGCUGUUGGCGCUGCCGGUGAUUAGUACGAUUGAGAUUGCGAGGGGGGAGGAGCUGAAGCCGAAGAGUAGGGUCGAUGAUGAUACUGUGCCGCUGUUUGUGGGUGGGAAUGACAUGGAGUUUCAGCCUAAUCCGCUGAUGGGGAGUGCGACGAAUUUGUUCAGGAAGUAAGGGGAUAGUGGUAGAAAUGGGAUGAAAUGAAGGGCGUUCUGGGGUGAUGGAGAUUUCCGUAUAGAUACCCUGUAAACUGAGUUUUACUUUUUGAAAGCUUUCUUAUACCUGCCACGUUGAAUACGCGUUUUUGAAAUCAGAUUUGACUCGCUUCAUUGCUUCACGAAGCAAGUGCUCCAGUGAUUUGUCGUAACAAUCUAAUAGGCCUUCUCUACGUUCCUUCAAUUUAUGAAGUCAUCGUCAUCAUGCAUCACUCUGUUACUUCAUGCA